This is a messenger RNA of Linum trigynum, 207 nucleotides long. Lineage: Eukaryota; Viridiplantae; Streptophyta; Magnoliopsida; Malpighiales; Linaceae. The record is from the annotation of a GenBank genome assembly.
AUGCCGCGUCGCCGGCCGGUGGUGGUUUCCGGAGUUCUAGCGCUCGGUGUCGACGGUGUUGAUUCGCGAGAUCCUGUCGGUGGUGAGAUUCGGGGACCUGUUGGACCCGUCAGAGAGUUGCGCGGUGUGCCUGUACGAUUUCGAGGCGGAGGACGAGAUUCAGGGGCUGGCAAAUUGCAGCCACGUGUUCCACAAGGGGUGCCUUGA